Messenger RNA from Penicillium macrosclerotiorum, 1083 nucleotides. RefSeq lists its product as uncharacterized. The transcript is spliced from 6 exons. Bases 1 to 1083 code for a protein of 360 amino acids. The record is from RefSeq and is a predicted model, not a curated record. NCBI's taxonomy places the organism in Eukaryota, Fungi, Ascomycota, Eurotiomycetes, Eurotiales, Aspergillaceae.
AUGGGCUGGGUAUACAAUGCCACGUCCGAAGUUGAAUUGGUGUCCGACUACCGACUCAUCUUGGGUGUUUGUUUGAGUCUGACUGCUUUGAUGGUGGUUACGGUGGGAUUACGGUUGUUUGUGCGGGCGCAGGCCAGUCGCUUGGGACCGGCGGACUAUGUAAUGAUUGUGAGCAUGACUUUUAGUAUAAUUUACAGCGCGCUCUGCAUCUCUCAAAGUCGAUACGGUCUAGGACUGCCUUUGAAACUGCGCCCUAAGGCUGACCUUGCAACAUAUACUAAACUUAAUUACGCUGGUCGCCCGUUUUAUCAGCUCGGUAUUGCAGGCUUUAAAGUUUCUCUCUGCCUCAGUUAUUUGCGCCUCCUGUCCGGAACGUCAAAGACAUUCUAUCGCGUUCUAAUUUGGAUCGUUAUUGCAUUGUCGACGGCAGGACAUAUCGCCGGGACGCUGGUUCUGAUUUUUGAUUGUACCCCGGUCCAAAAAGCCUGGAAAAGCGAUGUUUCUGGCAGCUGUUUACCGGUGGGCGCGACCUUUUACGGGCUGGCUAUCUUCACCAUCAUUUGUGACGUGGUGAUUAUCUUCCUCCCGAUUCCGCUCCUGCUGAACCUAAACAUCAAACCGGCCCAGAAGGCUGGUGUCGUGUGCCUCUUCAUGUUGGGAUUGUUCACCACGAUCUGUUCGGUUCUCCGAUUGACUCAGAUCCACCGGGUCGCCUUUGGUGAUGGAAACUCGACUAUGCUGGUUCUGUGGGGAACUAUUGAAUUCAAUGUCGGAAACAUCACAACUUGCGUGCCCUAUCUUGCUCCUCUCCUUAAGGGCUACGUUCGCGAUUUUCGAUCGUCCAGUGGAAGGAAGUAUGGCUACGGCUACGAUAGCCACGGUAGGGCUUAUGCAAUGGAGACCUGGUCGAAGGAUGGGCGAUCCCAUCUCCAGUCGAAUGCAUCGGGCCCCCAACCUCCGAAGCCGAAACGCACGCCUAGUGAGGAGUUGAUUCUGGCGAGUAGUGAGCCUUCGCAUGGAGGAAUCGAGAUGACAGUGGAGUACCGGGUGUCGCUCGAAACCGGGUCAACUCGAACUGGGUAA